Molecule: messenger RNA, 705 nt
Organism: Teleopsis dalmanni
Lineage: Eukaryota; Metazoa; Arthropoda; Insecta; Diptera; Diopsidae
Exons: 2
Coding region: 96-692 (198 amino acids)
Source: RefSeq, a predicted model, not a curated record
UUGUUUCCAAUAAUCAUACAUGAAAGUAUAUUUUUCGAAUAGCAGCGACAGAUUCUAGACUCGAUAUUGAGCAUAGCAAUAAUAGUGAAGAUUUUAUGGAAUAUCCAUCGUCCUCGGAAGUAGCAAUAGAAGAAAAUAUUAUAAUUGGAAAAAUACAUUUCUUUGAUGAUAGAAUGCUUGCUUGCAUGGAUAAAUCUAAAAUUUCUACUAGAGAUGCGAUUCAUUUCAUAAGUGCAACAGCAGCUGCUUUAGGUCAUCGCGUAGAAGAUCUUGUUUUGAAUCGUACAACUGUCCACCUGAUAAGAAAAGAAUACCGACGCAGAAAAGCGCAUGAUAUUUUGAAGAAUUUCGAUAUCCCUCAAGUUUUUGUAUUCCAUUGGGAUGGAAAACUUCUACCAAAAAUGAAGGGUAAAAAAAAGGUUGAUCGACUUGCUCUUGUCGUCACAGGAGAAAAAACCGAAAAUAUACUUGGUAUUUCGAAACUAGAUAACAGCACUGGUAACAAAAUCGCACAUGCAAUUCAUCAAUUUUUAAUUACUUGGGAAUUAAACAACUUAGUUGAAUUUAUUUGCCUUGAUACAACAAGUUCUAAUACUGGUAUUCAAAAGGGUGCCGCCUUUUUGCUCGAGCAGAAAUUGGGGCGUGAAUUACUUUUUCUCCAUGCUGCCAUCAUAUCAACGAAAUAUUUCUAAAAGCUGUUUUUGA